Molecule: messenger RNA, 2600 nt
Organism: Cavia porcellus (domestic guinea pig)
Lineage: Eukaryota; Metazoa; Chordata; Mammalia; Rodentia; Caviidae
Gene: Fam221b
Product: family with sequence similarity 221 member B
Exons: 7
Coding region: 592-1869 (425 amino acids)
Source: RefSeq, a predicted model, not a curated record
CAGAGACCUGAUAUCUUGUCUUUCUCACCCCAAAAACAGAGUCCUGCGAGCCUCUCAGAUUGUCUCAGUCCUCUCAGAGUUCGUUCCACAGAACUACAGGAACCCCCCACAAACCCAUACUCCUCGCAGAUGUACCACAGUAUCCGCAAAUUCCCUCCCAAAGAAGCGCUCAAACCCCCAAACAGGUCCCACACAACCCCCUCCAGGAAACCUCAUACACGUGGGAAGUGACCAGACUGCUGUUGUCAUGAAGACUACUGGGCGUUCUGGUUGUCCUGGUGACAAAACCCUCUUCUCCUGACCCACGUUCUAGAGGUUUCAGUCAAAGCCCUCCCUCAUCGGCUCUAAACCCCUCUUGGGUUUCCCUCUUACUACCCUAUCCCAGGUCAGACAGAAUCCUUUGCGACGAUCUGCAGAUGCCCAGGUCUCCCCAGAUAGAAGAGUUUCGAGCAAGACCUUUCAGUUCUCAGCAUCCGCAACUCGGCUUUUCCACAACUAAGAACGUUAGCUGCCUUGAACUAACACUUCCCCCCUCCGACCAACGGCCUGACCUAUCAACCUGACUUUUAGCAACCAAGCCAAAGCCCAGAGAUGGAAGCAGACGAGACCACAGAUGAGCAAGAUAUCACCACCACCAUAGAUGCAAAAGAGCACCCUUCAUCAAAAGAUCUCUCUGCUGAAGACUUGCAGGCACCCUCUACCUUUGACAGCCCCUUGGAAACUUCCAUCUCCCAGACCGCUUUAGAGCCCCUUGCUGCUGAGACCCCUUUAGAGUCCCAUACCUCUAAACCCUCUUUGGUGCCAUCCACUUCCCAGACCACUUUAUCACCCCAAGCCUCUGAAAGUGCUUUGAUGCCUUCCAUCCCCAUGACCUCUUUAGAAAAGUCCAUCUCUGACAUCCUUUUGGAAGGCCCUGUGGCUAAGACUGACAACUCUAAGAUCCCAGAGAAAAACAACCUUUAUCUGGCCUCAUCAGAAGCCAGUGCUUCUGAGUCUCCCUCUGAUGCUUUGAGGGAAGAUCUCCUCGCCAAGUCUUCUUCCCAGGAGGUUUUUUGGAUGAAGAAGGUUUCUCAGGCCCCUGAAUUUGAGCACCUUCCAAAGCACUCCUUUCCAGGCUCUUCAGCCCACAUAUAUAUAGACACAUCUGAAAAACAGAAGGAAAAGGCAGGAGAAGACGAGAACAUAUUGGAUACCAGUGACAUCAGUGCUCACAUAACCCGGCCUGGACACCCACCGAGCAAGAGAAGGGGGAAGAAAGGAAUUAUCCGUUACACAGACCACUCAGAGGUCCGUACUAAGCAGGCAGAUCUGGUGGAGAUGGCUAAAGCAAUGCACAGAGAACAGUUUGAUGCUCAGGUGAAUCAUCUUUUCCAGUGGGAGAAGGAUGCAGCCCUGAAUGCCAUCCAGACAGGUCUCUAUAUUGGCUGGCGCUGUCCACAUUACCUAUGGGACUGUUACCGAAUUGGGGAUGAGUCCAAGUGCUUUUGUGGACACUUGCUGAAACAACACCAGAUCAUCUCAGAUAUAUCUGUGCCCUGCGCUGUGAGCCAGUGCCGCUGCCUCAUAUUCUGCUUCAUUCCGUCACGCCCAGAGGAGGUGGGUGAGUUCUGGCUCAGGAGACGAGCCACCUUCAACCCCAUGGCCUGGAGGGCCCAAUGUCGUUGCAAACACAGCCACGAAGACCACGCGGCCAACGGAGCCCAUCCCUGCAGGCAUCACGGCUGUUUCUGCAACUAUUUUGAAUCUAAUUUCCUCUGCGCGGCCUGUGAUCGGAGGUGGGAGGAACAUGAGACUUUCUUUGAGAAGGAGGAGACCGGACGACGACGAAAAGGAAGGAGGCCUCAUGGAAGAAAUACUGUCGACAACUAGCACAGGCCUUUCUGAGCCCAGCCACAGCAGCAAUAAAAUGAAAGUCACUAGACUCUGACCUGGCUCUGAAUGUAGCAGGAAAAGCCACAACCCACUGUAAAAUGUUAGUCAGCACUUACUGGGGGCAAGAGACAGCACCAGCAGGCAGAACAAAUGCUGGACCCAUUGUCUGCAUCCCACCCACAUUUAAACUGCUGGCUCUGACAUGAGAAACAUAAUGGCUUCAAGAAAGUCAAGGAGGGAAGAACUUGCAAGGAUAGAGUGAGAAGUAAUCUUUGGUAUAGCUGGGGCUUCUCUAAGAUCAAAAUUGAAAAGUGCCCAUUGGAUUCUGCAAUUAGAAAUUCUUUGGAGACCUCAGAGAUACAGUUUCACACUAGUACAGUGGAGGCAAAAGCCAAACAGGAGUGAGUCUGGAGUCUCCUCAAGAAGCUUGAGUAAGGGGCUGGGGACUUAGCUCGGGGCUCAAGUGCUUGCCUGGUAAACACAAGGUGUGAGUUUGAUCCCCAGUACCAAAAACAAGCUCAAAGCUUAGGUAUAUCACUGGGCGUGGUGGAAGCACUCAGGGAGGAUUGCUGGGAGUUUAAGGCCAGCCUAGGCUACACAGUGAGUCCAGGCCAGCCUGAACUGCAUACCAAGACCUUGUCUAAAAAAAAAAAGCUUAGGCAAAAUGUGCAGGAGAAAAGUCACAAAAUAUCUAAAACGAGUGAUUUGUGGAAUUAAAGAAGCUUUUU